AUGGCAAUCAGGCACUUCAGAAGACCUGAAUCUAUUAACCAUACUAGUCUGGAAGAAGAUACCAGAAAUUUAGAGAAAAAGGCUGUUUCUCGAGAUGGAUUGGUUUUGUCACGAUCUGUAAAUGACAUAUUGGAAGAAAAAGAUAGUGACAGCAGUGAGACUGAAAGUAAAAGUGGGAGUGAGAGUGAGAGUGAGAGUGAGAGUGAUGCUGAAAUUACAUAUUAUAAGCCGAUAUUGAUUAGAAAAUCAGAGUCCUCUAAAGAUUUGUUAACCAGAGAACCACCCCUCUCAAUUAAAGAUAUUGAAAAGAAAAUAUUAAAUCAAAGAAUUGAACAUUCUUUAACAGUUACUAAAAACUUAUCACUAAACGAAAUUAAUAUUGAUCAUAACUAUACAACUACUGACAAAGAUCUGCUGAAAAGAACUUUAUUACUUAAUGAUGAUGAUACAAUAGACCAUGAUUUAGAAGAAGAGAAAUGGAAGGACAGACAACAAUUAAGGCUGGAUCGUGAAAGAAAGAAACUGGUCCAAAAGCAAUUGGAGUUCGAAGAAAGACAAGAACGGCUCUUAAAGAGAUCUAUUGCAUCAAUUGUGAAUGAGAAUGAUAACGACAAUGACCACCAAAUUAACAAGAGAUCAUUAAACCGGACAAAAAAUAUAGAAUCCAAAAGUCAUUUUGAAAAGAGAAAACGCAUCAACAGUUUUAAACCACAACGUGUAACUGAUACGACUUUCAACAAAGAUUUACCAUCGUCUUCUCUAAACAAAGACUUAGGAAAACGUAACGAUAGUAAUAACAGAAGUAAUAGUAGUAGUAACGUCAACGAAUAUUCAAUAUUAUAG
Arxiozyma heterogenica is the source of this 843-nucleotide messenger RNA. RefSeq names its product U4/U6-U5 snRNP complex subunit SPP381 (gene SPP381). Lineage: Eukaryota; Fungi; Ascomycota; Saccharomycetes; Saccharomycetales; Saccharomycetaceae. The transcript has a single exon. The record is from RefSeq and is a predicted model, not a curated record. Bases 1 to 843 code for a protein of 280 amino acids.